Messenger RNA from Diabrotica balteata, 1219 nucleotides. Lineage: Eukaryota; Metazoa; Arthropoda; Insecta; Coleoptera; Chrysomelidae. The record is from the annotation of a GenBank genome assembly.
AUUGUACCGCCAUUUUGUUAAGUUUCGGCGUCUAUUUGCUCAGGUCCAGGUCUGUUGUGUGUUUAGUGCAUAUUACUAUUUUAUAAAAUUCUUUACAAUGGGCAAAAAGAAGGUAGAGGAGAGUGAAAGUGAAGAGGAGUACUCUGUAGAAAAAAUUAUUGAUAGGAGAGUUGUAGAUGGAAAAGUAGAGUAUUAUCUUAAAUGGAAAGGUUAUUCGGAAGAUGACAACACUUGGGAGCCUGAGGACAAUCUAGAUUGUCCUGAACUUAUUGCUGAGUUUGAGAGGAAUCGUAAAAGUAAAAAAGCUGCUGGGAAAGAAAAGAAAAGGACAAGAGAUAAUUCUACUUCUUCUGUGGAGUCAAACAAUUCAUCUACCAAAGAAAAAGAAAAAAAGAAAAAGAAAGGUCGUUCUCCAUCACCAGAGUCUGAGAGUGAACCUAGUUCUAAAAAAUCAAAAAUAGAUGACUCAGAUGAUGACAAAAAGAGCAAAAGGAAAUCAAAAGAUGCCGAUUCUGAUGAUGACAAAGGAAAAAAGUCAAAGAAAAAAGAUAAAGGUUCUGAUUCAGAAGAUGAGAAGUCAAAAAAGUCAAAGAAAAAAGAUUCUGAUUCAGACGAUGAAAAAAAGAAAAAGAAAAGAAAAAGUGGUCCCAAAUCUCGCAAAGCUGCCAUUUCAGAUGAUUCUGACGAAGAUGAUGCACCAAAAAAGAAAACCGAAAGCCGAGGAAAAAAAGAUGAAGAGAAAUCUAAGAAGAAAGCUGAUGAUUCUGACGAUGAUGAUCCGAAAAAGAGCAAAAAAGUUGACAAUAAGGAAAAAAAGGGUGCUAAACCUAAGGACAAAGAGAAGUCAGCAUUUGACAAAGGUUUAGAGGCUGAUAAAAUUAUUGGAGCAUCUGACACAAGUGGUCAAUUGAUGUUCUUGAUGAAAUGGAAGGGUACAGAUGAUACUGAUUUAGUGUAUGCAAAACAAGCUAAUGUGAAAUGCCCACAGGUGGUCAUUAAAUUCUAUGAAGAAAGAAUUGCAUGGCAUACGCCAGAAGACUUCUAAUUUUAUUUAGUAAUAGAUCCUAUUGUAGAUUUAAUUUCUUACUACUGAAUAGGUAGAGUUAUGUUUUAUAUUUAACCUAUAAUUUACAUUUUUUAAAACAAAAAAUCACGACUUGAGUUUUUGUAUUAAAUAAAUUACAUGUUAACACGUUAAUUUGUGAAAUAUAAAAUCUGU